GCCCUCACUUUGGAAUUUCGCUUUCACCAACAUGUCUUCAAACCAACAACAGGAUUACUUGCACGGCUUCUAUGGCUGGACAGACACUCUUAAAGGUGUAUACUAUGGGCCCGGAUCACUCAGGAAAGCUCUGCCCGAGUUAUUGAAAGUCUUAGGGGGCCAUAAAGUUCUCAUCGUCACCGGAAAAACUCUGCACGAGAAGACAGAUAUCGUGCGGCGAGUUGAAGCUAUACUCAUAGAACAAGGUGCCUAUGGUGCAACAUUUUUUGAGAUAGGGCAGCAUACUCCGAUCGCUGGUAUCCGAAGGGGAAUACAGGCAUUCAAAGAAGCAGGAGCAGAUCUCAUAGUCUCUGUUGGUGGUGGCUCACCAGUCGACGCCUCCAAGAACAUUAUCUACAGUCUCCAAAAGGAAAGUAAUGGCCCCUUCCUGCGUCAAAUAGCCAUCCCCACAACACUAAGCGCUGCAGAAUAUACGAUUGGAGGUGGAUAUACGGAUGAGCGAGGUCAAAAAGUGUCGGUCAACGCUCCCGAGCUAGCUCCCGCUGGCAUAAUUUUGGAUGCCGAACUCACGUUAUCUACUCCUGAAAGACUUUGGCUAUCUACAGGCAUACGUGCUUUGGAUCAUGCCGUCGAAAAUCUCUACAGACCAGUGGUUCCUCUGCCGGUCAAAUAUCUUUGUUACUCUGCUAUAGCUGAUCUUUUUGAAUAUUUGCCCAAAUCGAAGGCAAAUCCUCAAGAUCUGAAUGUACGCCAAAGGCUUCAGGUUGCCUCAUGGAUGAGUUUAUGGCCUAUGAAGCUGGAGAAAUACAGUGCCUUGGGUUUGUCCCAUGCUUUGGGCCAUAAAUUGGGAGCAACGUACAGUAUCCCCCAUGGAAUCACGUCUUGUUUGACACUUGCUUCUGUUGUCGCUCUCAAAGCCAAGUACGCGAACCAGGAGGGGAAGAAGUGUCUAGCUGAUGCGUUGUUUUACCUACGAGAGCCUACUACAGGGUCCGUGGAGGGAGAUGCUCACAAAUUGGCCACGAAGAUAGAUGACCUUGUCCUGCGCCUUGGAUUGCAAACCAACCUACAAGAAAACAAGGUCCCUAAAGAAGAUCUUCCCAAAAUUGCCAAGGGUGCAAUCGGUGAACAGGAGAAUGAACCGCCUAUAGAGGAAGUAGAGAGGCUAUUGGAAGGUAUCUAUACAGCGAAGAGCCUCCAGCUGUGAGCCGAUAAUCGAAUUUUAAUCUCGUUUGUAUUGCAACAGACUUGUGCUGUAUUCCUUCCCUGUUAUCAUGAUGUAGGCUGUACUAUCAUGCGAGUUCGACAGGUCGGUUGCUUCUGCGGCGAUAGCUACGAAGUUGCAGAUUGUCCUGAUAUGUUAUUUGUGGGGCGUCAGCUAGUAGCUUGCACGUUGCCAGCCUGUCUCGUGUCCAAGCUGAAGCUUGAAUCUGGACGAUGCCUUGUCUGCGCGUCCUGGCGGCCGCUUUCAAAGGUGUCAAACGGAUCCAAUAAGGUGUUCUUCUAAUACAUGACAGCGUCUAAUGUGUAUUACUAGCAACAUAUGAUCGUGUUAGU
Molecule: messenger RNA, 1557 nt
Organism: Serpula lacrymans var. lacrymans S7.9
Lineage: Eukaryota; Fungi; Basidiomycota; Agaricomycetes; Boletales; Serpulaceae
Exons: 8
Coding region: 32-1207 (391 amino acids)
Cellular component (GO): mitochondrion
Molecular function (GO): alcohol dehydrogenase (NAD+) activity; metal ion binding
Source: RefSeq, a predicted model, not a curated record